Messenger RNA from Bursaphelenchus okinawaensis, 4055 nucleotides. The record is from the annotation of a GenBank genome assembly. NCBI's taxonomy places the organism in Eukaryota, Metazoa, Nematoda, Chromadorea, Rhabditida, Aphelenchoididae.
AUGCUCUGCUGCACGUUGGCCGUUCAGCUGGUGUACUACGUGGAUGCGGCGGCGUUUUUGCGAUCAGACAAAGACUCGAAAGCUAGCCCAGUGGCUGAGACCGGAAGCCAACAGUACAUCUCACCAGGUACGCGAAUUGUAAUUCUAACACAUGAGGUUGAAACACAUUGCUAAGAAUUUUUAAAUUUGGCGAAAAAAAUUAAUAUUUAAAUUUUAAAGUCAAACGAGUUGCAAAUCACUCAGUACGUAUUUUACACCCGCACCUGUGACUUAGCUCAAAUCUGCUAUCAAAUAACCAUGUUAAAACACAAUGCCAAGACUUUCCGAAUUUGGCGGCAAAAUCAAAGUUUGAAUUUUUGUGUCGCUUAAAAACCAUUUUUAAGCUAAAACUUUAAAUAAAAAAUUUGUAAAACGCAUUUCAACCCCUAUUUGAUCAAGAUUUUUACAUUUUUUAGCUUUGGUGCUAUAUAGCACUACACGUACUAAAUAGCACCAAGUCCAGGAAUCUUCCUAAAUUUGCUCUCCUUGAUGUCUUCAAAAUAGAAUGACGUUCUUUCUUUUAAAAAUUAGCCCUAGGCAUCCAUUAUCGGGCAUUUUCGAUUAAUUUCAUCUCACCUGGCCUCUUUCUUAUUUACCGCGAAAUGGAAUUACAUUUACAUCUCAAUUACUUUCCUAGCACAAACACAAUCAAGUGGAAAACAGAAAUCUCAAAAUUACUUUUUGGUACUUUAAAUCAAGUUUAAAAAUUCCCGGAAAAGUCCAUUUUCAUUGUUUUGUCGAUAUUUUAGGCAAAUCUCAUUAUCAUUGGUUCUAUUGCAAAAUGAUGACCUUUUUGCUUCAAAAAUGUCGUUUUUUAACGUUACAAAGCUUAUCAUACUAUAACUAUGUGUGAAGAGUGCUUUUAAAACAAAAAACGCAAAAAACAUUUUUGGUACUAUACAGUACGAGUUCAGAAUGAGCAACAAAAAUCAGUAUUAUAGCGCUAAAAAAUGAUUUAAAGCAAUUCUGAAUAUUAAACCUUGUAUUAAAUUAAUGCUUCGACACUUAAAUUCACUUGUACUAUAUUAUAAUGUACAGUAUUUUUACUAUAUUAUUAUGUAUAUUACUUGUAAUAUAUUACACUGAUUAUGCAAGUAGUGCUAUAUAGCAUCAAGAUGUCUUUAAGCCUAAUUUUGUAUUACAUUAACGCCCCAACACUUAAAUGCACGUGUACUAUAUCAUACUGUAUAAUACAAGCGGUGCUAUAUAGCACCAAGAUGUUUUCGAGCCAAUGUUUUUUAUUACACCUCUUAAAUAUGUUUUUAAUUUUAAUGUCUUGUUUUUCAAUCUUCAUUACAAAUUUUAUGUCUUCCUUAUGAUACAAAACCUAAUACAACAUCAGCCAGCCGUCUGGCACUAAAACCACAUCAAAACUUUUAUUUUUUGCAUUAAAACCCAAAAACAACAAUAUGAAAUUCGAAGCGAAUUGGCCAAAUCUCCCAAUUUCAACGAUUUUCCGGCCAAUUUUUGGAUGACAUUUUGUUUUUGUGAUGACAUUCUGUUUGAAAUUGGAAAAAAGUUUAAUUUCGCAGCUAAAUUAAACCGGUUUUUCUAGGGCUAAUCACCUUAUUUCGCAUUUAUACCGCUAUUCCAAAGGCUAUUGUCGGCUUUUUAAUGCAUUUCGAAUUGAAUUCGCCUUAGGGCAUUUUAAAGGCUUCCCAGAAUUUUCAAGAAAAAAGUUUGAAUUUCAGUGCAUCUUAAGUGCUAUUCAGUACUUGGAAAAAUUAAAAAGUACUGUGUUAAAUACAGUUGAACUGCUGUAUAACGAGCUCCUCUAUAACAAAACUCUUUUACAACAAACAACUUUUAAACCCCCAAGCGAUUCGUUAUACAGGAGUUCCCCUGUACAGUGGAACUCCUGUAUAACGAAUCAAGUAUUCAAAUACAUGUUAUUACACCUAACCUCAUAAACAGUUUGAAAUGGGUUUUUCUAUAAACUAGGUUGAAAAACUGCAUUCGAAAUGGCAUAAAAUACAUGGAAAAGCCGUGAAAACUUAAAAUUUUGCAAUUUUUCAUACAAUAAAACUCCUGCAUAACAAAUCACUCGGAGAUUUUAAAACUGUUCGUUAUAGAGGAGUUUCGUUAUACAAGAGUUUUAAACGCACGGUGUAGUGUUGGCCGGGGAUUUAAAAGUUGGUCGUUACACAGAAAUUGCGUUGUAGAGGAGUUCGUUAUACAAGAGUUCCACUGUAUCAAAUCAAAAAUACAAUAAAACUCCUGUAUAAAAAAAUCAUUUAUAACGAAGUUUCUGUAUAAUGAACAACUUUUAAAUCCGAUGUCAACACUACACAGUAAAUUUAAAACUUCUGUAUAACGAAACGGUUCUAUGACGAACAACUAUAAAAUCCCCGAACUAUUCGUUAUCUAAUAGGUACUGACAUAAAGAACACGCCACUUUUCACAACAAAUUACAGGAAAAGUAUGGCGGGUUCUUUAUGUCUGCACCUAAUAGUUCUACUGUACAUAAAAUUGCAAAAUUCUAGGUUUUCACAUGUGUACCGAGUAUUUUAUGCCAUUUCAAAUGCAUUUUUUUCAACCUAGUUUAUAAAAAAACCUAUUUCCAACUGUUUAUGAGUUCAGGUGUAAUGACAUGUAGUUGAAUACUUGAAACAUGUGAACUGGAAAAGCAUUGAAAGUGUUUUUUAUUGACAGACGUAGAAACUUUGCUUCCGCCGAAUUGAUUUCAACACCAGAAUUGUUUUAUUAAAAAUAGAUUCAUGGGAUACUGUGGAAAAGCUUAAAAAAUGUUUAGGCUGUAUUUUAGCACAGCGUACUAUAUAUUACUUGUGGUACUAACAAAAUAAGAGCCUCAUAACGCCGGUCUUGUCGUAUUUUACAUUUUUUUAAAACUUAGAAGAUAAAAUUCGAACUUCGUACUGUUUUGCACUACUCGUACUAUAUAGCACCAAACAUUUUUUUAGUACUACAUGCUCGAAAAUACAAAUUUUAAGCGUGAAAACUCAAUUAUUUGCUUUCAGAAGUCGCCAAUCUACUUUUGGAGCCCCAAGUUGUUCAAGAAUUGUUGGAAUUGCAAAGUCAGUACCGUCCAGGUGAGUAGUACGAUAAUUUAAAAAGAGGAACAAAGUGGCCGCGUAUUUUACAUUAUCGUUGUCAUUUAAAAUCUACACACGUCCUUAGGCUAUACCUUUGCCAUUUAAACUCUAUAUGAAUUGACUUAGGCUAUGUAUUUGACACUUGAGGUCUGCACACCUCGUUCUAGGUUAUCUUAAACACUACGCCAAAAUUAGGGCAAAAAACGAAGUUUAAAAUUUCAAAAAACUUUCAGAACGCUAAUUAUAAAACACUUUUGAAAAUUACAAGCCCUCCAGCUGCGAAAAACACAGUAUUGUUAAUAAAAACUCUUUACGUAAACACUAUAUUUCGUUUUCGAAACUAUUUUUGACACUUUCCGGCAAUUAAAUUUGAAACCAUUAUUAUAAAAAACAAAUUUACAAAGCUUUUUGAACUUUUAGAGAACAGUUUUAAAAACGUACUGUUUGAAAAUUCAAUUAAAAGCCAACAUUGAGUUAUAAUGCCUUGCACGGUGCAUGGUAAAAAAUGGAUGUAAAGUGGAAGACGUGCAAUGUAUUUUGCACAGAAAACCUUCCACUCAACUACCAUUUUUAAAAAAUGUCUUAAAAUGGCCUAAGAACACAUUUUUGACACUUUUUAAAAAGCGGAAAUUACGUGGAAGAUUUUCAAUGUAUUUUUCACUGAAAAUCUUCCACCCAACUUCCACUUUUAAAAAAUCCACAAAUUUUUUUCUACAGUAAUGCAUAGGACUUCAGACCGCUUCCGACAUCUAAAAAUUAGCAAAAACUUUCUUUAAAGCCCCAAAAAACAACGUUUUCAAACUAAUUUCAACAUUUUCAGGCCAAGAACCAGUCGAAGCGUCGGCCGUUGAACAAGAAAUGACGCCCCAGAAGCGAGCCCAGACCUUUGUACGAUUCGGCAAACGCGCCCAGACGUUUGUGCGCUUCGGUAAACGUGCUCAAACCUUUGUCCGAUUCGGCUAA